AGUUGCUCGACAUUGCUGACUGACAAUGACAUGUGUAUUAGGACAGAAAUUUCGUAUGGCAAGAUUUUCAUUUUAUUCGAAUUUAAUUAGAAUCUUAUAAAUGCUGAGCUUUAGGCACUCUUUUACUCUCAGUAUCAACGGUUUAGUCAAGUAUUUCAUUCGACCGAUGUCUGCCCACAGUAGCAAAACUCAACUAAACCACGAUACUUCACCACACGUUAAAGCCAAAGACGCGGCAAAACGAAUAGUAUGGGUAGACCUGGAGAUGACCGGGCUCAACAUCGAGAAGGAUUAUAUCAUGGAGAUAGGUUGCCUAGUGACCGACGCUCAGCUGAAUGUGGUGGCAACGGGACCCAAUAUUGUUAUUCAUCAGCCCGACCAUGUCUUGAAGAGCAUGGAUCAGUGGUGUAUCAAUCAACAUGGUGAGAGUGGCCUGACUGAGUCCUGUCACAAAUCCAAUAUAUCAAUCGAAGAGGCAGAAAAGCAGAUACUACAAUUCGUCAGCUCCCAUGUACCUGAGAAGAAAUGCCCGCUGGCAGGCAACAGUGUUUACAUGGACCGUCUGUUUAUACGCAAAUACAUGCCGCAGCUCAAUGAGUAUUUACAUUACAGAGUAAUUGAUGUCAGUACGAUUAAAGAACUGGCUAAGCGCUGGUACCAGAAGGACUUUUCUAAUAUUCCACAGAAGAAGUUUUCACAUCGCGCUGUGGACGAUAUUUUAGAGAGUAUUGAAGAGUUGAAGUAUUAUAAAGAACAUAUAUUUAAAUCGUAAAUGUGUUGAGCAUUUUAGCUAAUUUUUUUCAUGUUUAGCAUAAUUUUGACAUAUGGAUUUUUUCGUGUAUAUCAUGAAUGUUUGAUUAUAAUUUAUUAGGAUAA
Molecule: messenger RNA, 876 nt
Organism: Leguminivora glycinivorella
Lineage: Eukaryota; Metazoa; Arthropoda; Insecta; Lepidoptera; Tortricidae
Product: probable oligoribonuclease
Exons: 3
Coding region: 101-772 (223 amino acids)
Cellular component (GO): mitochondrion
Molecular function (GO): 3'-5'-RNA exonuclease activity; nucleic acid binding
Source: RefSeq, a predicted model, not a curated record